ACAAAUUGCAAGGAAAAAAAAAAUUAUAUAUAUAUAUAUAUAUAUAUAUCUGCAAAAGCAGAUCAUGCUCCGGAUGCCCUAGUGCUAAUAGUAUCGUAAAAAUAGCAUUUCAUCAGCUUGCAACAAGUUUGAAAAGUGGAUCGGAGGCAUGGAAAGCGGCCACUUCCUUCGGAAACAUCAGAGGAGAAAGAGAAAGAUCAGCAUGAUCAGUUCCCAGCUUAUGCAUCUUCUUGGUCAUCACAUGAUACUGACGACAUGUCUGCCAUGGUUUCUGCUCUCACUCAGGUUAUGGGAACGAUCGAAGAUCAGCAAAGUUCGCUGGUGCAAUCAACCCCAUUAACCAUCCAUGAGGCGGGUCCGGUGAAAGAAGAAGUACCUGAUUCAUCUCAACCGGUUCAAGAUCAAGAGAAUGCAAGAAGACGACACUAUAGAGGAGUAAGACAAAGACCAUGGGGAAAAUGGGCAGCCGAAAUUCGAGACCCAAAAAAAGCAGCCCGAGUCUGGCUCGGCACAUUCGAAACCGCUGAGGAUGCAGCCCUGGCAUAUGAUAGAGCAGCUCUAAGGUUUAAAGGCACCAAGGCCAAGCUUAAUUUUCCUGAACGAGUUCAGGGAACGUCCGAAUUUGGAUACCCCUCGGGUUUUGGAAAUACGAGCGUCUCCCAGUCUGCAGUACCUGUGCAAAAUCCAGGACCGGUUGUUAAUCCCCCUCCGUCGACCUUGCCACAGGAGAGUACUUUCCCUGGCCUAUAUCAGUACGCACAGCUUCUUUCCAGUUCUGAUGUUGAAUUCCCUUAUUACACUUCGAGUCUCUUUAAUCAAGAAUCUUUUGCUUCUCAAUUCUCGUCAUUUUCAUCCCCAUCUUCCGCCGCCUCAUCGCAUCAUCCCCACCAAGAAAGACAAGAUCAGGAAGAGGAUGACAAAGGGCGUCAAUUCUAGCAAUCCCAUUAAUUAAUUAUAAAGCGAGUGAUAUAUGUAAUAUAUAUGAUUUUAGUUAUAUAUUUGUAUCCAUCCAUCCAUCCAGCUUUGUGAGUGCUUGUAUCAUCAUUUGCAACUCUUCCCUUCGAUUGUUUCAAUAACAGGAGAUCUAUCCCCGGC
Molecule: messenger RNA, 1095 nt
Organism: Juglans microcarpa x Juglans regia
Lineage: Eukaryota; Viridiplantae; Streptophyta; Magnoliopsida; Fagales; Juglandaceae
Product: ethylene-responsive transcription factor ERF113-like
Exons: 2
Coding region: 256-936 (226 amino acids)
Biological process (GO): ethylene-activated signaling pathway; regulation of DNA-templated transcription
Molecular function (GO): DNA-binding transcription factor activity; DNA binding
Source: RefSeq, a predicted model, not a curated record